AUGGCCGAUAAUAUGGAAAUCGAUUCUCCCUCUGAAUCUCAGCCCCUCAGUGCUCGAGAUCGAGUCAUUCAGAGGCUUGUGCAGUUUGGGGUUCCUGAGGAGCAGCUUGACCAACCUGGUUUGGUUGCUUUUGUUCAAGAGAAGAAGGUUUUGAUAAAUGAUAUAGUGUAUGCUAUAUUGCCUACCGAUGAUGAACUGGAUGAAGUAUCUCAGGAUUCAAAUUUGGGUUCAAAGAAGAUGUUUAAGGAGAGCUUGUUGUGGUUGCAGUGGUUGAUGUUUAAGGGUGACCCGCGUGAAGCUCUGAAAGGCCUUUCUAAUAUGUCGGUUGGUCAGAGGGGUGUUUGUGCGGCUGUUUGGGGAUCUACUGAUUUGGCUUACAGGUGUAGGACUUGUGAACAUGACCCAACUUGUGCUAUCUGUGUUCCUUGUUUUCAGAAUGGGGAGCACACUGGACAUGAUUACGGUGUCAUUUACACGGGUGGUGGUUGUUGUGAUUGUGGGGAUGUGACAGCGUGGAAGCGAGAGGGGUUCUGCUCAAUGCACAAGGGUGUGGAGAAUGUACAACCACUUUCAAAGGAGGUUGAGAACUCUGUUUCUCCCGUGCUUUCUCCUCUUUUCAAUUGUUGGAAAGAUAGGCUAACAGUUGUGUGUGAUUCUGAUCCAAGAGGAAAGAAGGCCGCAAAUGAUCUAACUUUUGCUAUGGCUACCUUGCUUUUAGACUUUUGCAAGCACAGUGAGAGUUUGCUCAGUUUUAUCGCUGGUCUGUGCUCUACUGAUUUAUUGAGUGUCCUGGUGAGAGCUGAGAGAUUUUCAACUAAUGAUGUUGUAAAGAAACUCCAUGAGCUGCUACUGAAAUUGUUGGGAGAACCUACUUUUAAGUAUGAGUUUGCUAAAGUUUUUCUCACUUACUAUCCAAGUCUUAUAAAGGAGGUCAUUAAAGAGGGCAGCGACCUUCCUCUAAAGAGAUAUCCACUAGUAUCCAUGUUCUCUGUGCAGAUACUUACAGUGCCAACUCUUACCCCACGUCUUGUGAAGGAAAUCAACCUAUUGAACAUGCUGUUAGGAUGUUUGGAAAAUAUUUUCAUUUCUUGUGCUGAAAAUGGACGUUUACAGGUGUCCAGGUGGGUACAUUUGUAUGAGACAACAAUACGCGUUGUUGAAGAUAUUCGAUUUGUUAUGAGCCAUAUGGUGGUGUCCAAAUAUGUAACCAAUAACCAUCAAGACAUCUCAAGAACUUGGUUGAAACUUCUAUCCUAUGUGCAGGGAAUGAACCCUCAAAAGAGAGAAACGGGUCAACAUAUAGAAGAAGAGAAUGAGAAUGUCCAUUUGCCUUUUGCUUUAGGGCAUUUUAUAGCCAAUAUUCACUCUCUAUUUGUGGAUGGGGCGUUUUCUGAUGCUAGCAAGGGAGAGGCGGGUGAUGAAACAGUUUGGACCUUGAAUCAUAAUGAAUCGGAUGAUGGAGGUGAUCUAAGACAUGCUAAGGUAGGGAGACUAUCCCAGGAAAGCUCUGCAUGUAAUGUGACUAGUAGCAGUGUCUUUGCUACACCAAAAGUUCUUGAGAUAAAAUCUGAUGCCUCUUCUCAUCUGCUUCCAUAUUCAGUCACUUGGUUGAUAUAUGAGUGUUUAAGGGCUGUUGAAAAUUGGUUGGGAGUUGAGAAUACACCCGGGGUACUUCCUAGUGGUACUAGCAAUAUUUCAGCAUCUAAAGGGGCAGUAUCUAAUCUCAGAAGGGGUAAAUUGAAAACAAAUGAAGAAAUAGGUUCAGAAAACGCCUACGCUCAUUCCAGUUUUGAUAAUGGUAGAGCAUCUGAAAAGUAUAUUCUCACGUCAACAGAUGGUAGUGCCAUGGAAGAAGAUUUUACUGUGGAAUCAGAUGGAUUACGUUUUCUAUCAUCACCUGAUUGGCCACAAAUAGUCUAUGAUGUUAGUUCACAAGAUAUAUCUGUUCACAUCCCGUUUCAUAGAUUCCUUUCAAUGCUGUUACAAAAGGCACUAAGAAGAUAUUUUUGUGAAUCUGAAGUGCUAGACGUGACUGACAUUUGUGCUGCAAAUUCAUCAUCAACAAUCUAUAAUGACUUCUUUGGACAUGCUUUACGAGGAAGUCAUCCAUAUGGUUUCUCUGCCUUUAUAAUGGAGAAUCCUUUGCGUAUUAGGGUCUUUUGUGCUGAAGUCCAUGCUGGAAUGUGGCGUAAAAAUGGAGAUGCUGCUUUACUAUCGUGUGAAUGGUAUAGAUCAGUGCGCUGGUCUGAACAAGGUCUGGAGCUUGAUCUAUUUCUUCUUCAAUGUUGUGCAGCACUUGCUCCAGAAGAUCUUUUUGUCAGUAGAGUUUUAGAGCGCUUUGGACUGUCAAACUACUUAUCCCUGAAUCUUGAACAGUCUAGCGAAUAUGAACCUGUUUUAGUUCAAGAAAUGCUUACUCUUAUUAUUCAGAUAGUAAAAGAACGGCGCUUUUGUGGGCUAACUGCUGCUGAAAGUGUGAAAAGAGAACUAAUUUAUAAGCUAUCCAUUGGAAAUGCUACUCACAGUCAAUUGGUGAAGUCUCUUCCUCGCGAUCUUUCCAAGUUUGAUAAGCUUCAAGAUAUUUUGGAUACUGUUGCUGUAUAUUCCAAUCCAUCUGGCUUUAAUCAGGGUAUGUAUUCUCUACGGUGGCUAUUUUGGAAAGAAUUGGAUUUGUAUCAUCCACGUUGGAAUUCAAAGGAUUUGCAAGUUGCUGAAGAAAGAUACCUGCGCUUUUGCAGCGUCUCUGCACCAACUACUCAGCUGCCCAAGUGGACCAACAUUUAUCCUCCCUUGAAGGGGAUAGCUAGAAUAGCCACUUGCAAAGUUGCCUUCGAGAUUAUCCGUGCCGUGCUAUUUUAUGCUGUUGUUACUUUUAAAUCUCCUGAAUCUCGUGCUCCUGAUAGUGUUCUUUUACCGGCACUACAUUUGCUAUCAUUAUCAUUAGAUAUCUGCUUUCAGCAGAAAGAAAAUACUGAUAAUGCAUUUAAUCAUACUGCUCAACUUCCCGUUAUAGCAUUCUCUGGAGAAAUAAUUGAUGAGAGUUCUUUUUAUGGUGUUGGGGAACAAAGCUUGCUGUCACUUCUUGUUUUAUUGAUGGGAAUGAGCAGAAAGGAAAAUGAUGACAGCAACGCAGAGGCUGGUGGUUUGUCUUCUCUAGUUGAAAGCUUAUUGAAAAAGUUUGCUGAGCUUGACGAUAGUUGCAUGAUUAAGUUGCAAAAACUUGCCCCUGAAGUGGUGAAUCAUAUUCCUGAAUGUGUUCCAACUGGAGACCCUAGUAUCUCUUUGUCAGCUUCUGACAGCGAGAAACGCAAGGCAAAAGCCCGAGAGAGGCAGGCGGCAGUAAUGGAGAAAAUGAGAGCCCAACAGACAAAAUUUAUGGCUAGCAUUGAAUCAAUUAUUGAUGAUGGCUCUCAACUUGGUCACGAAGGUGACUUAGAAGCUGAACAUGAUUCUGAAGAAUCCAAACAAGUUGUUUGCUCUCUUUGUCACGACCAUAAUUCAAGACUUCCAAUUUCCUUUUUGAUUCUUCUUCAGAAAUCUAGGCUUGUUAGUUCUAUUGAAAGAGGUCCCCCAUCAUGGACCCAACUUCGCCGAUCAGAUAAAGAACCCAUGUCUGUCUGUAACACCAAGGAGGUAGACAAAACGGCUAUUAAUCAGAAUUCAGGUAGUACGGAAUCAACAUUAUCUUCCGACUUAACUCAGUCAGUUCAGAAUGCUACCAGUGAGUUAGCUUCUAGUGGGCAACCUGUGGAAGUUAAUACUUUUCUACAAUAUAUGAAGAACCAUUUCCCAGCAUUGGGAGAUUUUCAACUCCCAGACACGCCUGGUGAUGAAAAAGAAAAACCGCCAUAUACUUUUGAGACAUUAGAGCAGGUAAUAUACGUUUCCGUUCGUGACCAAAUGCACAAUCUUAUGUCAUCUUCAAAUUUCAUUGAUGAGGAUGAGAAAGUUCCAUCUGCUGAAGGGAACUCAAAUGUUAGAAUUACUGGAUCUGCAUUGAUUGGGAAAUAUGCAGCUGAAAUUGUGAGAGAAAUAUCAGAGGUUUCUUCUGCAUCUGGAAAUGCUGGUAAUGAGAAUGCUUCUGUAGAAUCAACAUCACAGCGUCUAGAAAAUGUUGGAUUUGGCCCAACCGAUUGUGAUGGAGUUCAUCUUUCUUCUUGUGGACAUGCUGUACAUCAAGGAUGUCUUAGCCGAUACUUGUCUUCAUUAAAAGAAAGAUCUGUCAGAAGAAUUGUGUUUGAAGGAGGACACAUUGUUGAUCCAGAUCAGGGAGAGAUUCUCUGCCCAGUGUGCCGCCGACUAGUAAAUUGUGUCUUGCCAACUUUACCUGGAGAAUUACACGACCCUCUUGUCUCUAGUACGAGUUCAAUACAGAGUACAACCCCCUUUGCUGAUUUGAAUGACGAGACUUAUUCACUUCACCUACAACAAGCUCUCAACCUCUUAAAGUUUGCUACCAAUGCCGUUGGAAAAGAUGAAUUUCUAAAAGCUAUUCCUUUGCAUCAUAUUGAUAAAACUAGACCAAUUGUUGACAAUUUUUCAUUGGUGCUUUCUAAAAUGUAUUUCCCUGGAAAACAAGAAAAGUUAUCGAGAUUUUCGAAAGUUAACCACUCACUGCUGAUGUGGGAUACUCUCAAGUAUUCAUUGACCUCAAUGGAGAUUGUUGCACGUUGUGGAAAGGCUUCUUUUACUCCAAACUUUGCUCUUAGUGCCAUGUAUGAAGAACUCAAAUCUUCAAGUGGCUUUAUAUUAUACAUGUUGCUGAAACUUGUUCAAAAGACACGGAGUAAGAAUUCUAUUCACGUACUUCAAAGAUUUAGAGGUAUUCAACUCUUUGCAGAAUCAAUUUGCUCUGGGGUUUCCCUCAGUCAUGCAGAUAAUGUUUCUGGGAAAGGUGACAUGUUAUCAGUCUUGAAGCGUAUUGAAAUGGACCAGGCGAACACUGAUAUAUGCUUUUGGAAUCAGGCUUCAGAUCCUGUACUUGCUCAUGACCCUUUCUCAACAUUGAUGUGGGUUCUCUUUUGUCUACCACACCCAUUUUUAACAUGUGAAGAAUCUUUGUUAUCCCUAGUGCACACUUUCUAUAUAGUAGCUGUAACCCAGGCUAUAAUUUUGUAUUAUGAGAAAUCUCAAGAUAAAUCAUCAAGCGAAUCAGCUCUUUCAGAUUGCAUGAUUACUGACAUAAAUAAAAUUAUGGGAGAGUCUGGAUGUGCUUCGCAGCAUUUUGUGUCAAACUAUUUCGACCAUAAUGUUGAUAUUAAAGAUGCAAUUAGGAAGUUUAGUUUUCCUUAUCUGCGAAGAUGUGCAUUGUUGUGGAAGAUACUAUAUUCUUCUAUCCCAGCACCGUUCUGUGAUGAGGGAAAUAUGUCAAAUAGACCAUUGAUUAUCCAAAGGGACACAAUGGGCAGUGCUGAUAUUAACAUGUUUGAGAUUAUUAAAAUUCAAGAGCUUGAGAAUAUGUUUAAAAUUCCCCCUCUGGAUGUGGUUCUCAAAGACGAUCUUUCAAGAUCUUCAGUUUCUAUUUGGUGUCGCCAUUUUUGCAAGGAAUUUGAAUCACAGAGAAUUCAACGUAAUAUUCAUGUAACUCCUGCAGUUCCAUUUAGUUUAAUGAAAUUACCAAAUGUUUAUCAGGAUCUCUUGCAGAGGUGUAUCAAACAGCGCUGCCCUGAGUGCAAAUCACAUCUUGAUGAUCCUGCAGCGUGCCUAUUGUGCGGUAGAUUGUGCUCCCCAAGCUGGAAAUCAUGCUGCAGGAAAAGUGGAUGCCAAACUCAUUCUGCAACUUGUGGAGCUGGUACCGGAGUGUUUCUGUUAAUUAAGAGAACUACAAUCCUACUACAGAGAUCUGCACGUCAGGCACCUUGGCCUUCUCCAUACUUGGAUACUUUUGGCGAGGAGGAUUUUGAAAUGAAUAGAGGCAAGCCAAUCUUCCUAAAUGAGGAGCGUUAUGCUGCUUUGACGUAUAUGGUUGCUUCUCAUGGUCUGGACCGGAGUUCCAAGGUUCUUGGCCAGACAACUAUUGGUUCCUUCUUCCUGGUUUAG
This is a messenger RNA of Lathyrus sativus (Indian pea), 6039 nucleotides long. Lineage: Eukaryota; Viridiplantae; Streptophyta; Magnoliopsida; Fabales; Fabaceae. The record is from the annotation of a GenBank genome assembly.